This is a messenger RNA of Dioscorea cayenensis subsp. rotundata (Guinea yam), 2022 nucleotides long. Its product is annotated as phospho-N-acetylmuramoyl-pentapeptide-transferase homolog. Gene Ontology annotation, cellular component: membrane. Gene Ontology annotation, molecular function: phospho-N-acetylmuramoyl-pentapeptide-transferase activity. Bases 124 to 1704 code for a protein of 526 amino acids. The transcript has 8 exons. Gene Ontology annotation, biological process: cell wall macromolecule biosynthetic process; cell wall organization. NCBI's taxonomy places the organism in Eukaryota, Viridiplantae, Streptophyta, Magnoliopsida, Dioscoreales, Dioscoreaceae. The record is from RefSeq and is a predicted model, not a curated record.
ACAAAACUACAAAACGCAUGCGCCCAUCGAUUCGUCAAAAGUGGAAACAGUCGCCUUCGCUUCAAGAUCUCCGCCGAAUUUGCAAACCAAGGCGAUACCACGAAGCUCGAGGACAAGCACGCCAUGAAUCCCUUCAUACCUUCGAUCUCCAACUCCGUCCCUUCUUCUCCUAAUCCUCUCUCCAUGUCUUCCUCUCUUCCUUUUUUUCUCCGGCUCGCUCCUCUCCGUCAAUCUAUCAUCAGAUCCACGAUCCCAAAUCACACUAGGGCGCCAGCAUACUCUUGGUUCUCCAAGCCAUCCGGAUUGCGCAUUGAUCGGCGGGGAUGUACUUCGAGCGGUUUCCCCAUCCGCGUCUCCGCCAUGGACGACGAUCCGAUGGAUGUUUAUUCCAUUUUCGAUGAGAAUGAUGUGGUUUCUGGAAUGAAUUCUUCGUACAUGAUGUCUUCUAGUGAGGGCGAAGAUAGUGAUAGCGAUCCGUUCCUGGAUCCUAACAGGGAUGUUGACUUACCGCCCAGGAAGGAUCAAAAGGAUAUUCCAGAUGCUGCAUUAACUAUGGCUGCGCAUAGAUUUGCUUCGAUCAACAGAGGGCACAGAAAAAGGAGAAUUCGUAGAGGAGUCUGGAAUAAUAUGGGGUUGAUUGCUUUUGUCAUAUUGUUCCUCUUAUUUGUUGACUGGUGUUCAUGGAGAAUUGUUAGAAUUCCACUUGAAUCUUUUUACUUGACACACCCUUUUUGGGUAUCAACAUCUUUAUCAGCUUGUGCUGGAUGGAUUUAUAUACCUCUAGUUGAUAGCAUGAAGUUACAUCAAAUUCAGAGUAAAGGAGGUCCUAGCGCACCCUCCUCUAAAAGGGGUAUUCCAACAAUGGGUGGAUUAUUUUUCAUUCCUGUUGGAGUUAUUGUUGCAAGAUGCAAAGCUGGUAGCCAUUCCUACCCGGUGUAUGGGUCAGUGUUAGCAACUCUAGCAUGUGCUGCAGUUGGAUUGCUUGAUGAUGGUUUAAGUUUGGUUAAAAACCGCAGUUAUGGAUUAUCAGGAUGGACAAAAUUCUUUUUGCUGGUAGUUGUGGGGGCAUCAUUUUCCGUUUGGAUGAACUCUGCAAAUUUACCAACACCUUACAACAUGAAAUUUUUGGUUCCUUUCCCUGCACCACUCGGCCUGGUAUAUUUUGGAAAAUUCUACCUGGCUUUGACAACGUUCUGUUUUGCUUCCAUUGGGACUGGAGUUAACCUCGCUGACAAGCUUGAUGGCUUGGCUGGCGGAACUGCUGCUUUGGCUUUCUUAGGGAUGGCCGUUGCUAUUCUUCCAAUAUGCCCUGAACUGUCUAUUUUUGGAGCAUCAAUGGCUGGAGCAUGUGUUGGCUUUCUUGUUCACAAUCGUUACAGAGCUUCCAUAUUUAUGGGUGAUACUGGAUCCCUGGCACUAGGUGGAGCUCUCGCUGCAAUGGCUUCAUGCACAGGAAUGUUCCUUCCCUUGUUCAUAUCUUCUGGUGUGUUUAUCUUGGACGCCGUGUCGGUCAUAGUACAGGUACUUACUCUAAGGGCAACCAGAUGUAUACAUGGAACAAGUAAAUACAUUCGUCGGAUAGCACCCAUGCACCGUAUCCUUGAACUAUGUGGGUUGAAAGAACCAGUGAUUGUUGCAAUUGCUUAUGUUAUAUACUGCAGCAUGGCCAUGUAUGCUGGAUAUGUUGGCCUGAUCUCAGCUUGAUCACAAGUCUUUAACCUUAUUCCUCUAUGAAAAUUAUAAUCACCGCGAUGUCGUGGCAUAAUUUCUGCUUUUGAUUGCACUGAGGUCACAAGAAAAAAUGCUGGAGAUGGUUAAGUCUCAAGGCCCGAAGUCGUCUUCUUUUUGGGUUAUUUUAAAGUUUGCAGCCUGCUGGUGAUUUUUUGCUGAAGUUUCAGGUGCCAUUCUUUUCUGUUGAAUGAUAUGAUCAUGGCCAACUGAUGAGUUCAUUAAAACUUACAGUAUAUGUGUUUUAGAUUCAUUAUUUCACUAGUAUUAAUAUAAAAGCAAUUUUCAACGUUC